Messenger RNA from Bathycoccus prasinos, 396 nucleotides. RefSeq lists its product with no specific name. Gene Ontology annotation, molecular function: RNA binding. The transcript has a single exon. The record is from RefSeq and is a predicted model, not a curated record. Gene Ontology annotation, cellular component: nucleolus. NCBI's taxonomy places the organism in Eukaryota, Viridiplantae, Chlorophyta, Mamiellophyceae, Mamiellales, Bathycoccaceae. The coding region runs from base 1 to 396 and encodes 131 amino acids.
AUGGCGGCAAAGAAGAAGAAGAAGAAGAAGAAGACCAACGACGACAAAGAGACGAAGAAAGAGGAAGAAGAGAAAACAAAAAUCAAGAGGCACAAAUCGACGACCUUGGUCCGAGGGACGGCCACGUUUGACAAUAACAAACGCGUGGACUUCGUCACCGGGUUUCGGAAGCGAAAGAACACGAGACGGAAAAAAGCCGCCACGGAAUUCGAGAAGAAAUUGAAAGAAGAACGAAGAGAGGCGAAGAUGAACAAAAGAAGGACGUUUCGAGAAAUGCUAGGGUUAAAAGCAGACGACGAUCAAGAAGAAGAAGAAGAGGAGGAAAAGAAGGAGGAGAAAAAGAGAGAGGAGAAAGCGUACGCGAGUGGUGUCAGCGUCGUCAUCGAAGGGCUGUAA